Trematosphaeria pertusa is the source of this 1126-nucleotide messenger RNA. RefSeq lists its product as uncharacterized. The transcript has 2 exons. Bases 440 to 859 code for a protein of 139 amino acids. NCBI's taxonomy places the organism in Eukaryota, Fungi, Ascomycota, Dothideomycetes, Pleosporales, Trematosphaeriaceae. The record is from RefSeq and is a predicted model, not a curated record.
GCCUCAACCUUGGAACGCCUGAUACGCGUCACUUUUCAUCUCGACAACCACUUUUCAUCUUGACAACACUGCAUUAAGCAUACAAAACUGGCGAUGGAAAGCCGCACAAGUUCUAUCCUGUAACAAUGAAUAUCCACACUCUGAACGACCCUUGGCCCUGCUUUCCUCCUGUUCCAAUAGUAGAUCAUGAUGAGAAACAGGUACGGCCGUGACUACGGCCCAUCCAUGGUAGCAUGAGGUAGUGUGCUGUCUCCCAACCGCUGAGCCAUCUCGGUACCGCAUCUCUCUUCUUCACCCCGUCAAAUCUUUCCUCUCUACAAUGUUGGAGCCCAGCAAAAUUCCACUUCUUUUCAUCCCAUGGGUCUCACUUUAAUAUAUCUUCCACCCUAUUGCCCACUUUCAUUUCCUCACAUUCUCCAUCUGCACAUCAAACUAUCAGAUGGAUUCCCCGUCGCGUCCCGAGACGCCUCCGCCGCCAUAUCGGCCAGCAUCUAUCACUCCCCUGACACCAUUCAACACCGGAGAGCAACCUCCACCAUCACCGAUCUCCAUCUACCACGAGGACAACUCCUGCCUUCUCCAAGUCCCACCACCUACCUACGCCCCUCCUCGACCUAAUGUCCCGACCCCAGACGGCAGCUCGCGCGAACCCUGGCGUCCCACGUUCACACGACUUGCCAGCCCUGAGCGCCACCGAACUCGACGCGUCUACCCGGAAAUCGAACCAUUCCGAGGCGUGUCUCCGUGUCGGCAGAAGCAGCCCAAGGCAUCGCGUGACUCUCUCAAUGCGGCGAUCGGCUUGCUGAUAGUCGUUGGUGUCAUUCUUGCGUUUUACUUUGGGCUUAGGAGUAUUGAUUAAGACCGGCUCGUCUGAGGCUGGUUCUGUGGGGAUUUCUGCUUGUGAGAUGGUAGGAGCAUUGCAUUCCACGAUGUCGUUGGCCCCGACGACCGGCAACCUUGGUAUUUUAGAGAUCGUAUCUGCAAUGAGCUGGUAGACAGUGUCAUGCUCGUAUCUGGCUUUCUUUUAGGUUUUCAGCGCACCGUGACGCCCACGGCGCAAAACAGUCUUGCGUAGUCAAAAAGCGAUUUCAUAUCCGCCACACCCAGUCCACGCACUCUAGGUAAU